Messenger RNA from Solanum stenotomum, 1448 nucleotides. RefSeq names its product methionine aminopeptidase 1A. The transcript has 17 exons. Bases 126 to 1334 code for a protein of 402 amino acids. Gene Ontology annotation, molecular function: metalloaminopeptidase activity. The record is from RefSeq and is a predicted model, not a curated record. NCBI's taxonomy places the organism in Eukaryota, Viridiplantae, Streptophyta, Magnoliopsida, Solanales, Solanaceae. Gene Ontology annotation, biological process: proteolysis.
UUUUAGUUUAUUUAUUAGUCCUUUUUCCGCUGGAAAACCCUAAACUGAAAAACCCCUCUUGCUAUUUUCCUCUCCCUUGCAAGAAAACACCCAUAACCAUUUUCAAAGAGUUAUUGAAAGAAUCCAUGGCAGGAGGAUCAGAAGUGGUUGAAGCUGCUUUAUCUUGUGCUAAAUGUAGCAAGCCUGCUCAUCUUCAGUGUCCUAAGUGCGUGGAGUUAAAGCUUCCUCGUGAAGGAGCUGCUUUCUGCACGCAGGAUUGUUUCAAGGCAUCUUGGAGUUCUCACAAGUCUGUCCACUUGAAGGCAAAAUUAUCAUCUCUGGCAACUGAAACUCCAGGUGAACAAAAUGCAGCCUCACCUAGUGAUGGUUGGCUAUAUUGCUUGAGGAAAGGACAGGCUCGAACACCAAAAAUUCCGCAUUUUGACUGGACUGGGACGCUGAGGCCCUAUCCAAUAUCAGAAAAGCGUGUUGUACCUGCUCACAUUGAUCUACCUGAUUGGGCAUAUGAUGGUAUCCCAAAAAUUGAACCCAGUAGUGAUUUGCAGCAUGUUGUUGAGAUCAAAACUCCAGAGCUGAUUGAGAGAAUGAGAGAAACUUGCCGAAUAGGAAGGGAGGUUUUGGAUGCAGCUGCUCGUAUUAUUAGACCUGGCGUGACUACUGAUGAAAUUGAUGCAGUGGUCCAUGAGGUUACUGUUGCUGCUGGUGGAUAUCCGUCUCCCCUAAAUUAUCAUUUUUUCCCCAAGUCAUGCUGCACGUCGGUCAAUGAAGUGAUCUGCCAUGGGAUUCCAGAUGCAAGGAAAUUGGAGGAUGGUGAUAUUGUAAAUGUUGAUGUUACUGUAUAUUACAAAGGGGUUCAUGGCGAUCUGAAUGAAACCUUCUUUGUGGGUAAUGUUGAUGAAGCAUCUCAACGGUUAGUCCAGUGCACAUAUGAGUGUUUGGAGAAAGCAAUAGCAAUUGUUAAGCCUGGGGUACGGUUUCGGGAAAUUGGAGAGGUCAUCAACCGACACGCUUCUAUGUCUGGAUUAUCUGUGGUGAAGUCAUAUUGUGGUCAUGGCAUUGGAGAGCUUUUCCACUGUGCACCAAAUAUUCCGCAUUAUUCAAGAAAUAAAGCAGUUGGUGUGAUGAAAGCCGGCCAAACUUUUACAAUUGAACCAAUGAUUAAUGCUGGAGUUUGGCGUGAUCGGAUGUGGCCUGAUGGAUGGACUGCUGUGACAGCAGAUGGAAAACGAAGUGCUCAGUUUGAACACACUCUCCUGGUCACAGAGACUGGAGUUGAAGUACUGACAGGACGCCUCCCGACAUCUCCCAAGGUGUUCCCUUGGUUGAGUUCUUGAUUUGUCCUUUGCAUUCUUUUGCCAGUCAUAAAAAAAAGUUUCAAGUUGGUCUGUUUGUGUAACACAUGUAUUUUUUAAUUGAUGAAUUUUUGAAAUUUUGGUCUCAAACUAUAU